Betta splendens (Siamese fighting fish) is the source of this 2296-nucleotide messenger RNA. It is a transcript of the gene kcnk3a, whose product is annotated as potassium channel, subfamily K, member 3a. Gene Ontology annotation, molecular function: potassium ion leak channel activity; open rectifier potassium channel activity. The record is from RefSeq and is a predicted model, not a curated record. NCBI's taxonomy places the organism in Eukaryota, Metazoa, Chordata, Actinopteri, Anabantiformes, Osphronemidae. Gene Ontology annotation, biological process: potassium ion transmembrane transport; stabilization of membrane potential. Gene Ontology annotation, cellular component: membrane. The coding region runs from base 179 to 1381 and encodes 400 amino acids. The transcript has 2 exons.
UCCUGUAGUGGGAGGGAGGGGGGGGGUGGUGCUGAAUGAACAGCUCCCCAGCUCAUAAAGUCAUCAGAGAGCUCCGCUGCUCCGUCCGAGCAGCACAGCCAUGAACCAGCCGAGCUCGCCGUCCUCCAGACCAGCGCCGACCCUCCGCCUGUCCCCCUGACGCACGCCGCGCGCCACCAUGAAGAGGCAGAACGUGCGCACCCUCGUCCUCAUCCUCUGCACCUUCACCUACCUGAUCGUCGGCGCCGCGAUCUUCGACGCGCUGGAGUCGCGGAAGGAGACGAGGCAGCGCAAGGAGCUGGACCUGCGCAAGGCGGAGCUGCUCCGGACCUUCAACCUGUCCAGGGAGGACUUUGACGAGCUGGAGAAGGUGGUGCUGCAGCUGAAGCCGCACAAAGCCGGCGUGCAGUGGAAAUUCGCCGGCUCCUUCUACUUCGCCAUCUCUGUGAUCACGACCAUAGGUUACGGCCACGCGGCCCCCAGCACCGAUGUGGGGAAGGUGUUCUGCAUGCUCUACGCCCUCCUGGGCAUCCCGCUCACGCUGGUCAUGUUCCAGAGCGUCGGCGAGCGGAUCAACACCUUCGUGAGGUUCCUGCUCCACCGCCUGAAGAAGUGCCUUGGGAUGAGGUGCACCAAGGUCUCCAUGGCCAACAUGGUGAUCAUCGGCAUCAUAUCCUGCAUGAGCACGCUGUGCGCGGGGGCCCUGGCUUUCUCCCACUUCGAAGGGUGGAGCUUCUUCCACGCUUUCUACUACUGCUUCAUCACGCUCACCACCAUCGGCUUCGGGGACUACGUGGCGCUGCAGAACGAGCACGCCCUGCAGACCAAGCCGGAGUACGUGGCCUUCUGCUUCAUUUACAUCCUCACGGGCCUGGCUGUAAUCGGCGCCUUCCUCAACCUGGCCGUGCUGCGCUUCAUGACCAUGAACACUGAGGACGAGAAGAGGGACGCCGAGCAGAGGGCGCUGCUGGCCCACAACGGCCAGGCCGGCGGGCACCUCCACCGCUCCGCGGACCCGGCCUCCUCGGCCUCCACGCCCUCGGCCUGCGGCGGGGGGGGCGCGGCGGGGGGCGGCGGGGGCGGGGCGGCGAGCCGAGGCCUGAGGAACGUCUACGCCGAGGUGCUCCACUUCCAGUCCAUGUGCUCCUGCCUGUGGUACAAGAGCAGGGAGAAGCUGCAGUACUCCAUCCCUAUGAUCAUCCCGCACGACCUCUCCAACUCGGACACUUACAUGGAGCAGGGCGAGGCCUUCUCCGACCCCGCGCACGCCAACGGCUGCGUGUGCGGCCUCCAGCCGCACUCGGGCAUCAGCUCGGUGUCCACCGGCUUGCACAGCAUCAACACCUACAGGAGGCUCGAUAAGCGUAGAAGCUCCAUCUAGAGGAUGGACUUCAUGCCGUGAACUCAGAAACAGGGACUUUAAUCUAUUAAAGUCAGUUGCUGUGACUGAAUAUCAUCUAAUAUAAAAAGAGGUCAGUACAGUUUGAGACCUGUCUUUAAUUAGAAGUGAGCGUCUGUAUAGACAGUGAUGCUCCGCUCAUCAUAACCUUAGAGCUGCUUCCGUCCAGCAGAGGCUUCUUCUGUUAAUCCACUUUUAAUGUGUACUGUAUAUAACCGGACACUCCACUUGUAGAUGUGACUGAGGUCAGACCAUUUUUUCAGAAUCAACCUCGGAGUCUGACGUUCAGGUUCAAGAAAAACUUUCUGACGUGCUUUACGUAUGUUGGUUGAAAGAUGUUCCUGGAUGAGCGGGGACGACUGGAGACUGGGUCCGUCCACCCACUUGGUUCUUUUCUGUGUCAUAUAGCAGCACUAUAUUCAGAUUUGUUAACUUAAAGCAUGUCAACUCACGUGUACAUAGAGUAACGUCAUAUCUUAUUCACUGCUGCACCUUAGACUCUUGUAUCCGUUAGGACAGUGGAGCGAGUCCACUCAUUUAUGUUCUAUGUCGAACCUCUAGUUCUGACGCGUGUACUUACUGUAUCGUAGGUGAUCCAGAGUAAUAUCGGUACACCUCUCAUACUCUCGGUGAGUAUGCACCUCAUGCACUUACGGGCAUCUUUUGCUCCAACCCCCAAAACACACACUUGAUUCAGCCAACGGAGGUCUUUAUGCAGUGUCUCAUCCUAUUUUGUAGUUUUACUUUACUAUGUCUCAGUACAGUAUGUUAUAAAUGCAGGAUGUCUGUCGUCAAUGUUCAUCUCGCAAUAACCAGUAGAAGGACUGCGUUUGACUAAUGAGAGUCACUAAGUAUGUUUUUUCAUUACCAUAAUAAAAUAUUAUUUAAUUUAAGGUA